GGCAUUCCGGCCGGCCGGGCGGGCGGGGUGCGGGAGCCAUGGACAAGCUGAAGCGGGUGCUGAGCGGCCGCGACGCGGAGGAGCCGAGCGGCCUGGCCGAGGUUAUCGAUGCGACUUCCUUAAGUUGGAGCACCCGAGUGAAAGGCUUCGUCGCGUGUUUUGCAAUUGGGUGCCUGUGCUCGAUCUUGGGUAGUUGUCUGCUAUGGAUACCAAAGAAAGGGCUGGUACUCUUUGCAGUGUUUUAUACUCUGGGGAAUAUUGCAUCUAUUGGGAGCACUAUGUUUCUUAUGGGACCAAUGAAACAAUUGAAGAAGAUGUUUGAGCCUACACGUUUGAUUGCUACUAUUGUUAUGCUAUUGUGCCUCAUACUAACACUGUGUUCUGCUUUCUGGUGGCGUAAGGCAGGACUCGCGCUGCUUUUCUGCAUCCUACAGUUUUUUGCCAUGGCUUGGUACAGCAUUUCCUUUAUACCAUAUGCAAGGGAUGCUGUGAAGAAAUGUGUGUCAGUCUGUUUGACCUAACAAUACUGGAUGCCUCACAAAUUUCCAGGAAGUUCUAGGUAGAGCUGUGCUGAGAUCACCGUGUUCUGUCGUUUCCUACUUCUGUCUUAAACACGUGCCUUUCAGCUGCUUGUUAGAAGCUCCUUGUGUUCCAUCCGGAGUCUGCAGUGGCUUGGGUUUGUAAGCAAUGGUGUCUGUGGGACAGGGUGAUUAGGAUGAAAUGAAAUCUCUCUGGCAGAACUGGGCAGAGAUCCACAAUUUGUGAUGAUAAUUCUUGCAUAAAUUCAUGCAUUUGGUUUUAUAAAAGUUUCAAAGUAAUACGUGAAGUCUGUAAAAUKAAGACCUUGGCUCUGAGGGGACUGUGCCAGUUCUAGAGUUGCAAAUUGAUUUCUUACCAACAACUUGGAUUUUUUUAAAUAGCCUUAUAUCACUUAAUCUUUGCACUGUUUGCCUUGGAUAAUGGAAUAUUGGUAUUCUUUCUUUUCUUGUCUCUCUUGCAAUUUUUUAAGUUUAUGAGACUUCUCAAAGAUGUAAUUCUAAAGUCAAUCACUGUUUUGGACUAACUAUAAAAUGUUUGCAUCUUUAAUGAAGUAUUUAAUUUUCAGUAUACUGAUAGUGUUUCSUUAAAAUACAUGAAAGGGACAUUUUCAUCUGUUCCUGCAGGAAAAGUACUCUAAAAUAAGGUUAAUUUAUGUUUUCAGCUGCUGGGAACCUGAGUUCUUUUCCUUGAUUACAGCUUAUGGUUACAGAGUAGGAAUCUGACAUAUUUCACAUGAAGUGAGGUGCUUCUCUUCUCCUCCAGCUGUAACAUAAGAGCAAUGCAAAGGACAUGGUAGGCAAGCAAUAAGGGAAUUAAUGUAURUCCUUUCUCAAGGGACAAACUGUCAUGAGGUGGAAGUGGCCUCUUGUUUUUAAGUAGUCUGAGUUGGGGAGAAGACAUUUUCUUCUGAACUUGUAAAUAAGUUAAAACCCCAACAUUCCUUUUCAUUUUUUUGUAAGUGGAAUCAGUUCUGUUUCUGCUAAAACUCUUGCACACACUAGUGAGCCUUCUGUCCAUGGAGGAGAAAGCACAAUAUUCUGUUGCCUGUCGUAGCAAGGGAAGCGUGUAACAAUCCCCCUGCCAGCUCAGAGCAAGUGCUGAGCUGUCAGUAUCCAAAUUCCAAGGCCACUCUGUGUUUUCUUUAUCUUCUGAGCUACAYAGAAUCAUUUACUCCCACAGCAUUGCAGUGGUCAAUUUAAUCUCUGAGCACAGCUUCCUGCUUCUGCUGUGUGAGAUACUGUUUAACUGCUUUCCCUUUCCUUUUGCCCAACUUUCUUGCUGGAGUCAGUGUUUAAGAUGAUGAUUAUCCAGUGCAGUCCAGAAGGAAUUGAAGUCUCUCUUCCUCAGUCUACCAAGAGUUUAGUUGUUGAAGAGCAUUGUGUUUCCAUAGCAAGUGUAUCUUUGACUUGUACCACAAAGAUUUUAAUGUAGGUAAAACCUAGAACUACUUGGCAAUAAAACACAAGCACACAGUGAAGGCAAAUAGUUCUACAGCUUCCAGAAAGUUAUUAAGAAAUCGUUUAAUCCAAAAUCUUAAGUGUCCUUCUGAUAAUUCGUAAAGCACAGUACCAUCUAGCUGCUAGGGUCCUCUUAAAAAUAUGUUCAAGAUUCCCUUUUGCCCAUGGUGUGAAAGACAGAUUUUGACAAGCAUUCUGUGGAUUCCAGGUGGCCAGAAUUACUGCUGCAAAAGCAUUUGAAUGGAAAAUGCCACCUUGGAAACAUGACAUUGAUGUAGGGAUAAGUCAAUUAUACAUGUUCAAGUGCUAUGUCCUGGUGCUUUUAUAAUCCCCCUGGAUUUAGAAGGUUCUGUUGAAAUAAGUGUGGUGACUGUUACUUUCCUUGAAAAGAAUUGCAUAAAUGCCCAAGAGAGACUGGGAAAUAAGGAAAACUGGUACUUUUUUCCCCUGGCUGAUCUAAGACAAGUGUCUACACUGAUGUGUGUCUUUUUUAUCAGGGAGUAAGUUCAAAAUCUAAUUUACAUCUGUCAAGGAAGCUAUUGCUAGUCUUUUCUUAGGACUUUGAUAAUGUUUACAGAAUUCCUUUGUAUAAGGGAAAUUGAAAUGCAACCCUAAUGCCUUUUACAUUCCAAUAUUACUUUGAUCUUARUGUUGCUGAAUGUCCCUGGGGAAAACUGCACGUACAGUAUACAUUGUUUCUCCUUCCCCUCUCCAGCAAAGUUAUGUUAACUUCGAUCAUCAUUCCAGGUUCAGCAGCCAAGAUAAUGGAAUUUUGACUUCUGAGGUUCUUUUUUUGAUUACUUCAGGUUAGGAGGAGUAAAAGCUUAAGCUUAUUCCUUGGCUAGCUUGUGCAGGAUUCUGGUAGCCUGASUUCUCUGGCAGUUUCUCUGGAAGAACAGUAGAAUUGGUUAUGUUGCAGAGUAGCCAGCUAAGACCUUUUAGCUGGCUCUUGUGAGCCCUGCCACUUCAAAGUGGGAAAUCUAUGAAAUUACAGGUAGAUAACAGGUAAACUUAAACAGAUGAUAUUUUUUCCCCUCUCCUCUCAGUUUAAAACUGUAAUUCAAGCUUCACAGCCUUUUAUUCAGGAAGAGAGAAGAACAAAUCUUCAUUAGACUGCAGAGCACAUGAGGCUAAGCAAUUGUGCCCUUACAGGAAGGGAACCCAAGGGGAAAUGGCAAGGACACAAAGAUCACCAGAGUGCCACAGGGAUUUAUGUUGUGCUUUGGUGUUGUGUUCUGUCCCUGGGGAGGUCAGACAGUAGGAGACACUUGCCAUAUUCUUGCCAAUACGUGAGACAUACUCAGGGUUUAUCACUUCAUCUACAAGCAGUUUKAAUUUAAAAUAUAGACCAGAACAAAACUCUUUAGAUUCCUACUCACUUACAAGUAGUUGUGUUCUGGCUUUUGCCAGAUUUAACAGCAAAAGAAAUUUCCACUUCACUGAAGUACUUUAUUUUGUAUGAUUUUUACACAGCCAGGGAGUAAACUGCAUGAACAUUCCCUCUUGAGUAGUUUUCAAUCUCAAUUAGAUUGUAUCGUUACACCUUCUUUUGUGGUCAUUAAACCUACUUUGUGUUACAUUUUAUUAGCAUCAUCUUUGGUUAUCCUCUUGGCAGGAAGCAUGGUGAGCAUUUCUGAAGCUUUCUAUCUCACUGUCCUUCAGGACAGGAAUGUUUGUUGUGUGCACUCUACUGAGAAUGGAGAGUUUGUGGCUUAAAUCACAAAGCURCUUCCUUCCCAAAGUCCUUGCUCAGUUGCUUACAGCACUUAAGGCUGAGUUCCCUAAAACUUUGUUUGAUGUUAAUGCCCAUCUCAGUAGAAUUUGGUGCUCUACCCGAAAGUGCUUUUUUCCCAGCCUCACUGUUGACCAACUUGUCCACUUUUUUUACUUUUUGCAGUACAGACAAUAUAACCUUAACCAGGCAGCCUUAGCAUACAGUUCUAGCAGGAAAUCUGUAUAUCCURGAUCAGCUGGCUUUCCAGCUAUAGUAGGAAAUGGGGAGGAUGGUAAUYAUCURUUCCCAAGAUACUGAGACUCUAUGCAUUGAAAUGUGGGAAUUUUUUUYACUWCUUCAAGGUUUCGCUCUGUUUUAUGUAAUCAAGUCCGUUAUGAAUACUGGUACAAUCUGAAAUGGUUCUACACUGAUGAUGUGAACAGUUUUACUACUCCUUUAGUAUUUACACUAAUAAAAUUGUUCAUGAGCUGUUAGAAAAACCAAGGAAGAAUUUUCUGCCACAAGCUGAAAUYCUUUUCAGAAACCACAUUUUAAAAAGGAAAGUGUGUUGGGCUCUACAUGUGCCUUCAACUUUCUGAGAAUGGCUCUUGCUUCGUUUUGGUACUUAAUCAUGUUCAUAAAAGUGAGUUCACUGUGCUAUUGUAAACUGAGGAGGAGGAGGAUGCUUAAACAUGUUUGUCUUAAAUACUGAUGUUUACAACCAUAGCAAAUACUGAUCAUGUUGGAGAAAAAGCACAAAAAUGGUGUAUCGUCCUAAAACCAUGUGCCUCACUGUAAUGUGACCACUAAAUUUUUUAAGAGCUGUGGAAUUGUUUUGUAAAAUAAAAACCAAACUCAGAAAUUCUC
This is a messenger RNA of Malurus melanocephalus (red-backed fairy wren), 4578 nucleotides long. It is a transcript of the gene SFT2D2, whose product is annotated as SFT2 domain containing 2. The record is from RefSeq and is a predicted model, not a curated record. NCBI's taxonomy places the organism in Eukaryota, Metazoa, Chordata, Aves, Passeriformes, Maluridae. Gene Ontology annotation, cellular component: membrane. Gene Ontology annotation, biological process: vesicle-mediated transport. Bases 39 to 521 code for a protein of 160 amino acids. The transcript has 8 exons.